AUGGGUCCUAGUCGCGAUGGCGAGGCCGACGACCCCAACCUGAACUAUCCAUCGCCGGGAGCCGAGACCAUGGACACGGGCCCUUUUUAUAAUACCAACGGCCGAGAAGACACGCAAGAGCCCCACGAACAUACGGAGCAACAUGUUGAAGACCACAUGCCCGGCACGGACGAUCACAGCCAUCUUCAUACGGAGGAGGAUUCGCAACAUGUGUCGCGCCCCGACAACCUGGAAGAGCUGCAGCUCGCAGCACAGCUGGGCCAAGGCCUAGCUGGUGCUGGCCUCUUGCCAACGACCGAUCCGAACAUGGGUGUCGAUGAGACGGGCAUGCGUAGCAUUAUGCCCCAUCCUGAACCGGACCACCGCACCCCCAGCUACGUGCACGAUACCCCUACCUCGGACCACAUGGUCCAGCACAGCAUACAGGUGCCCGUCGGUCCGCCCCUUGGCCAGUACAACAUGGGAGAUGGAGUCCCACCGAGAAAACGAUCCAAAGUGUCGCGUGCUUGCGACGAGUGUAGACGGAAAAAGAUAAAAUGCGACGCGCAGUCUGACACUGGCGAGGCUCCGUGCUCUAGCUGCGCGCGGUCUGCAAUUCGUUGUCUUUUCAGUCGCGUACCGCAAAAGCGAGGUCCUAGCAAAGGGUACAUUAAAGAACUUGCCGACCGAAUCAACAGCAUCGAGAGCAAGCUCGAAUCUGAUGGCGGCGUGUCUCAAGACGAAAUCGACAAGCUCUUUAGCUCUGAGCGUCACCGGGGUACAAAUGGCACUACCUCUGUGGAUGAUGCCAGCCGCAAGCGCCCGUACUCGAGCAUUUCGAAUGAAUUCAGCACACCCGCCCCCAAUCGCCAAGCACCCUGGGGAUCUGAGCCUCGAUCAUUGCCGCCCGACUCGGCGCAUUCAAACACGUACUACCACAACUCAAGCCUGGCACCGCAGCCCUCUGCUGUGAAUGAUACGCCCUCAAAGCCCGCGCACGAGGAGGUGGAUGAUCUACCCAUGGAGGAUGGCGAGUACGUACCCAACAUUGAUGAGGGCGUACUCAACGACUUCCUCAACUCUGUCCAGCCUCUGUACCCCAUCCUUGCAACAACCAAGACGCGUCAGCAAGCGCUUCUGGCGCAGUGCCCACUGUCCGUCCGGACGGCGUUUGAGAUUGCCCUGCUCGCCGUCGGGCAGAGCACAGCGGGCGACGUCCAGCAGGCCAACGCACUGCUGCACGACUGGGAGAGUAGUGAGGCGCCGCGCACACGCGCGACGGACAUUGUGCACGCGCAGACGCUGUUGCUGCUCAUCAUCGACGCUGACUGGCGUUCCGUGUCGACGCUGCCGUUCCUGCUGUCGCGCGCCGUCGGGCUGGCGAAUAGCAUGAAGCUCUGGAAGCUGCCGGCCGUGGAUCCUGCAGCCGAGACGGACUCUAAUGAGGCGCUUUGCACGCGCAUCUGGUGGUCGCUCAUCGGCAUGGAUCGGUGGUACGCGGCGGGCACGGGCAAGCCAGCGCAGAUCCCUGACAAUAGCGUCGUGGCUCCCGCCGGGCUGGAAGCAGUUGUUGGUGAAACCUGCUUCUACUUCACCCGUCUCUCCAAGCUUCUCAACCGGAUAUCCUUUGUCAUCUCUCACCUCCCCACCGGGGUCGCCACCGCCGACCCGCCGAUGGCGGCCAUCCUGGGCGACUAUAUCGAAAACUACCGCGAGGACCUCCCCGCACACAUGGACGCCGGCGCGUUUCCGCUGAUCCACCUCGCCUACUGGCACUGCAAGCUGCUCGUCACGCUCAUCACACCGGGCUCGACAACGUCGGAGGCGCUGUGGCCGACCAAAGAGGUGACGCAGCUGCUCCUGGCGACGCCGCACCUGCGCAGCCCUCUCGUAAACCACUACGUUUCGCUGGCCACCAUGUCCAUCACGACGCUGUCCCGGUCGGAGCGCGCGCGCGACGAGGCGCUGGCGCUGGCGCGCGACGUCGUCGAUGGCGGCACCCCUCAGCACUGGGCCGGCGUGCGCGACCGCCUCUCCGAAGUGCUGCGCCCUCCGACGUCGUCGUCGGCAUCGGCCGCGGCGGCCAGCCAGGGCCUGCAGCACCUCGCGGACCUGGCGACCGCGCACGAGGGGAUCGCCCCUGCAGAAGGCGACGCGGCAGUUGCGGCGGCGGCGGCUGCUGUAGCAGCAGCGGCGGCGACUGCAUCUCUCGCCACGGGAUACCUCGAAGUCGCGUGA
Molecule: messenger RNA, 2217 nt
Organism: Cordyceps fumosorosea ARSEF 2679
Lineage: Eukaryota; Fungi; Ascomycota; Sordariomycetes; Hypocreales; Cordycipitaceae
Product: Fungal transcriptional regulatory protein
Exons: 2
Coding region: 1-2217 (738 amino acids)
Cellular component (GO): nucleus
Molecular function (GO): zinc ion binding; DNA-binding transcription factor activity, RNA polymerase II-specific
Source: RefSeq, a predicted model, not a curated record